This is a messenger RNA of Austrofundulus limnaeus, 1204 nucleotides long. RefSeq lists its product as uncharacterized. NCBI's taxonomy places the organism in Eukaryota, Metazoa, Chordata, Actinopteri, Cyprinodontiformes, Rivulidae. The coding region runs from base 132 to 773 and encodes 213 amino acids. The transcript is spliced from 6 exons. The record is from RefSeq and is a predicted model, not a curated record.
GUAGAAUCUGAGACCAGCGCUUUACUGUAAACACUGCUUAUCACUAGUUCUGAGAAGUAACCAAGAAACCAUCUGUGGACGAGGAGAAACCAAGCGAAGUAGACGUGAAGAACCAAAGACAAGAAGACACGAUGAAUAAAAGGAUAGUUUCUCAUGUCUGCUGCCUGCUUCUGGCUGUGCUUCAAACUCUCACACCUACUUCAGCACAAAACUCCACGGUCUCUCCGGUCAACAACACCAAAGCUGUAAUGCCCAAACCAGGAGCUGCCAGCUACUGGACCCUCCCAAAUGACGUCACAGUGAGUGUGGGCGAACCUGUGGCGUUUCAGUGUGGUGUGCCUGAAGGAUCUCAGAACCUCACCUUUACCUACUACAGCAGUCACAGAAACUACAUUCUCACCUGUCCUGAUGGCAAAGUGGAGGAUAUUCCCCAGGCCCUGUACGGAAGCUGUGAAGUGAAGAAAGGCGAGCUGUUGGCCAUUUGGACCCUCAAAGGAACCUCACUUUCUGACAAUGAAGCAAAGGUGGUCUGUCAGCAACCAGACGAUCCUAAUGUCAAUUCUGCUGUCCUCCAUGUUUAUGAUAAUGGUGCCAGCAAUGUUGUUCUUAUAGGCAGUUUGAUUGGAGGUUUCUUUGGUGUCCUGUUGGUGUUUAGUCUUCUGUUACUCCUGCUGCAAAGAUCAGAAAGAGUCCAGAACUGCUUUGGUGUGGAUGACACAGGAGAUGACUUGGAUAUAAUAUUCGAAGAAGAAAAGAAUUACACCAAAUUUUAAUUUGAAUUUUGUUUUUCUGAUUCUGUUUUAACUCUGAGUUUGCUGUAGUGAUGGCUGUGCUAACUGGGGUCUGGUGAUGAUAGUGUCAAAAAUGAUCCAGACCCAGUCUGUCUUUGAUAGUUUCAGUUUAUUACUCAUGUAAUUUAUUUUUAUGAAUUAUUAUUACUUUAAUUAUUAUUAUAAUUUAUAUAAUUGUUAUUAAUACAUUUUAUUAAGGUUUAUUAUUAUUUUUAUUUAUUUGUUAUUGUUGCCAAGAUCCACCAAUCAGCCAGAACAUUAUGACCACUGACAGUGAAAGUAGCAUUGUACAUCUUGUUACAGCACAAUUCUCUGGUGAGGAAACCUAUUUCCUGGUAUUCAGGUGAAUCAUAUUUUAAUACACUGUGAAAAAAAAUGAAAUGCUGUAUUUACUUAACCAUGUUAUGUUACCU